Molecule: messenger RNA, 1233 nt
Organism: Aegilops tauschii subsp. strangulata
Lineage: Eukaryota; Viridiplantae; Streptophyta; Magnoliopsida; Poales; Poaceae
Product: GDSL esterase/lipase At2g27360-like
Biological process (GO): lipid metabolic process
Molecular function (GO): lipase activity
Source: RefSeq, a predicted model, not a curated record
GCACAUAUUGAUAUGCAUUAUUCCAUAUAUGUCACCCACACGCAUACCCCAUGAAGUUCUAUAAAAGGACACCGAUAUCAAUUGUUUUUUCGAUGUAGUACACGUCCUUGAUUUUCAGAUAUGGGUAGUCGCACGUGCUCCUCCGCCGUCGUGCUCGCCAUCUCCGUCGUCGCGGUGCUUCUCAACGCGGACGUGGCGCUGUGCGGCUGCAGAUACAAGCGCUUCUUCGCGUUCGGUGACUCCCUCAUCGACACCGGCAACUUCGUGUACACCAUCGGCAACGGCCCGUCGCCACUCAAGGAGCUCCCCUUCGGCAUGACCUUCUUCAAGCACCCUAGCGGCCGCAUCUCCGACGGCCGUGUCGUCGUCGACUUCUAUGCGGAGGCGUUGGGCCUGCCGCUGCUGCCGCCGAGCAUCCCGGAGGAGGCGACCGGGCAGUUCCCCACCGGCGCCAACUUCGCCGUGUUUGGCUCCACCGCGCUGCCGCCGGAGUACUUCAAGACCAAGUACAACUUCACAGUGAACCCGCCUUCCACCCUCGACCGGCAGCUCGCCUCCUUCAAGAAGGUCCUCGCGCGCAUCGCUCCCGGGGCUGUCGCCACGAGGGCUCUCCUGAACGAUUCCCUGGUGCUGGUGGGCGAGAUCGGCGGGAACGACUACAACUUCUGGUUCGGCAACCCCAGUAAACCCCGUGCGACGCCGGAGGAGUACCUGCCCGACGUGGUCGCCCGCAUCGGCGCUGCCGUACAGGAGGUGAUCGACCUCGGCGCCAGGACGAUCGUCGUCCCGGACAACUUCCCCAUCGGGUGCGUGCCGGCGUACCUGAGCGCCCACCAGAGCAACGUCACGGCCGACUACGACGAGCUGCACUGCCUCAAGUGGUACAACGAGUUCUCCCAGAAGCACAACCAGGCGCUGCGGCAGGAGCUCGUCAGGCUCCGGUCGAAGAACCCCGGCGUCAAGGUGGUCUACGCCGACUACUACGGCGCCGCCAUGCAGUUCGUCCAGAAGCCGCAGGCGUAUGGCAUCGCCGACCCGCUCGUGGCGUGCUGCGGCGGCAACGGGCCGUACCACACCGGCGGGGCGUGCAACAGCAGCACGAAGCUCUGGGGCAGCCCCGACGGGUUCGCCAGCUGGGACGGCCUGCACAUGACGGAGAAGGCGUACAAGAUUGUCUCCGACGGCGUGCUGGAUGGGCCGUUCGCCGACACCCCGCUGCGCCAUCUUUGCUAG